AUGCGUACCAGGCAUUUAUCGACUACCGCCCGGUCUCCAGGUUCAACAACUUCGAGAAUUUCUCCCGGUCCACGCGGGAGGGCGGCGUGCACAGCUUCCCCGCGGGCGACGCCAGAGCGCUGCCGGCCCUCAUCGACCAGUUCGACUGGGCGAUCGUCAACAAGCGGUUCGAGCACUUCCGGGCCGCCGACCCCCAGAGCGUCUGGCUCACCCCGAAGCCCGGUAACCUCGAGUUCCUCCUCGAGGCGUGGAGCGGGCGUUCGACCCCUCCCGGGCCGACCGGGUGCUGGUCGUCGGCAACGAGGACGUGUGGCUCUCGGAGGCCCUCGGCGGCGUGCGCGGGAGAGCGGCGUCGACGACCCGGAGGGCUACGCGCGCCAGCGCGACCUGGCGCGACCGAUGCUGGCGACGGUGGGCCGGCUGCGGGCGUUCUUCUGGCGCAUCUUCUUCGAGGCGAAGGACGUCGAAGUGGAAGGUGUGAGGACGAUGCCGAUCGGCCUCACGGAGUUCUUCCUGCGCGGCGGCGUCGCGGAGACCGCCGCCGCAGCCAUCGCGAGCGCCAGCGUGGCCGACAAACCGGGCAUGGUCAAGGGCGCCUUCAACUUCUACCACGACCUGUCGCACUGCACCAGGGGCUGGGGAGAGGCGCAGCGCCUACGGACCGCGGCGCGCGACUGGAGCCGCGGCGCGGCGGCGCGGGCGGCGAGGGUGGAUUCCACGCUGACCAAGCGGGCCGACUGGUGGGCCGAGGUGGCACGCCACAGGUUCCUGAUGGCGCCGAACGGUUGCGGGGUGCAGACCCCCAAGCAGCUCGAGGCGCUCCUCGUGCUCACGAUACCCAUCGCCCGCCGGGGGCCGUACCCCGCCUUCGACGAUCUCGUCAGAUACGGCUUCCCCCUCGUCGUUGUGGACGAGUGGGACGACCUGACGCCAGAGAGGCUUUCAUCCUGGUGGGAGGAGAUGUCGCCUCGACUGCCAAGCUUCCGCGACAACUGUCUGACCAGCGACGGCUACUGGCGACUCUUCACGGGUGAGGCCGAGCGUUGCCAGUAG
Messenger RNA from Prorocentrum cordatum, 1053 nucleotides. NCBI's taxonomy places the organism in Eukaryota, Dinophyceae, Prorocentrales, Prorocentraceae. The record is from the annotation of a GenBank genome assembly.